AUGCCCAUCAUACACAGGCAGGAAGAGAGAGUCAAGAGAACCGAAACAGUCAGUGUUUGUUCGCACACUUUUACACUUUUAUUUGGAGAGAGCAAUUCAAUGUGCAAUAGCACUUGUUAUCGUUAAAUAUAAACACCAAUGGGUCAAGGAAGUAACGACGGUAAACACUGUAUUAGGUAGUUAGUAGUUAGCUAACGAGUGACGUCUCAGUCACAUUUCUGUGUAGCUGAGGGUGAUCAUGGCUACAUCACCAGUGGAAUAUACAAUAGGAGGGGUGAAGAUCCACUUCCCCUGUAAGGCUUAUCCAUCCCAGCUGGCCAUGAUGAAUUCAAUUAUACGAGGGCUGAACAAGGGUGAGCACUGCUUGCUGGAGAGUCCCACAGGAAGCGGGAAAAGCUUGGCCUUGCUAUGCUCUGCUCUGGGAUGGCAGCAGGCUCAGUUUGCUAAACUGAAAGAAGGAGGAAGUCAAGUGGAGGACAAGAAAAAGUCACUUAAACCCUCUGGAGAAUGUAAGAAGUCAGAGUUGGCCACUCCCUGUCAGUGUGUCUGUCAUAGUCAAACUAGUGGAGCGUCAGUGCCAACAGCAGAUACACCUGUUGUUGUGGACCUGACUGAGUCACCGUGUAAAGAGCCCAGCACAACAACACCACAGCUGCACCCAUCAUCUGAACAUAAGCUGUUAGAUGUGGAGCCGCCUCCCAAGAAACAAUCCAUAGCCUCCCGCUUGUCCGAGAAGUGUCAGUCGUCACUGACCUCUGUCGAUGAAGACGAUGAUGACUUCCAGCCAGACAGGAGAAACUUACACACUGAGAACAAGUGCCGUAAAAGGAAGCGUCAGGAGAGGGGAGUUGUAUUCAUUGACGAUGAUGAACCAGAGCUGGAAAAUAAGCCCCCGAAUCAGACAUGGGUCUCGGAGUCGAACAGCCCCGCAGCAGCCAGUAUGUCCUGUUGCAGCGUCCCAAAACCCUGCCUUCUGUGCCCAUGUGCCAAAGCCAAGGAAAGUGACAAAGUCAAAGACGGCAAAAAGCAAAUCCCGAAGAUUUUCUUUGGCACAAGGACACAUAAGCAGAUAACACAGAUUGCCCAUGAGCUGAAACGCACUGUUUACUCAUGUGUGCCAAUGACCAUCUUAUCCAGCAGAGAUCACACCUGUGUCAACCCAGAGGUGGCACCUCAUUUCAAUCGCAAUGAACGCUGCAAGGAGCUGCUGGAGGCCAAGAAUGGUAAGUCGUGCCGCUUCUACCAUGGCGUCCAGAGAAUGCGGGACCAGCAAACACUGCAAAAGGUUCAUGGACUUCAUGACGCUUGGGAUAUUGAGGACCUGGUGGCUCUUGGAAAACGUCUCCGUUCAUGCUCUUACUAUGCUGCCCGUGAACUUAGGCAGGGUGCUAACAUCAUCUUCUGCCCAUACAACUACCUUCUGGACCCGAUGAUCAGAGAGAGUAUGGAGAUCAACCUGGCUGGACAGAUUUUGGUGCUGGAUGAAGCCCACAACAUUGAGGACUGUGCAAGGGAGAGCGCCAGCUUCACGUUGGACCACAACAAUCUGUUGCUGUCCAGGGACGAGCUGGAGGGCAUGAUCAAAUGUAACAUCAGAAAGGACAAACAUGAACCACUCAGGGAUUUCUGCUACAGUCUGAUCAACUGGAUCCAGGAAAGCAAAAGCCUGAUGUGUGAAAGAGGAUAUGAGACUGCAAGUAAAGUCUGGAGUGGAAAGGAAAUAAUCAGCAUCUUUCACAGUCUGGGCAUCACUGCGGAUACUUUUGCUUUACUCAAGAACAACCUGGAAGAAAUUCUGGAGAAGGAGGAGCGUGUUGGUAUAGUCAAUGGUAGAGAGGACAUGGUGCCGAUCCCCACCGUCACCUCAGCUACUUCCAGUGUCCUCAAAAACCUCUUCAUGGUUCUGGAUUUCCUCUUUAGGAACAACUGCAGGUUUGCCGAAGAUUACCGGGUAGCUCUACAGAGGAACUAUGCUUGGACCAACCAAGUCCCACCUGAUGCUCCUGAUGCCCAGGGCUUUUUUGCCCGCCCACGACACAGACAACGCCAGAGCAAAGUUAAGGCAGAGGUGUUGUCACUCAGCUUCUGGUGCCUCAACCCGGCUGUGGCUUUCUCUGACUUGAGUGGGGUGGUGCACAGCAUCGUGCUGACUUCAGGAACCCUGUCACCCAUGGGCUCCUUCUCCUCUGAACUUGGGGUGCAAUUCAGCAUUCAGCUUGAGGCCAAUCACGUUAUCAACAAGUCCCAGGUUUGGGUGGGCACAAUUGGUGCAGGACCCCAAGGCAAAAAACUGUGUGCCACCUUCCAACAUGCUGAAACAUAUGCCUUCCAGGACGAGGUGGGUGCCCUGCUGCAUCAUGUGUGCCAGGUGGUGGCCAAGGGGGUGCUCUGCUUUUUGCCAUCUUACAAGAUGUUGGACAAGCUCCGGGACCGAUGGAUCAACACCGGUUUGUGGGAGAAGCUAGAACAGCAGAAAACCGUGAUCACUGAACCCCGCGGUGGUGGCAAGGGGGAUUUUGACGAACUGCUUCAUACUUACUAUGAUGCCAUCAAAUACUGCGAGGAAAGAGAUGGUGCUUUGCUCAUCGCCGUGUGUAGAGGUAAAGUGAGUGAAGGGCUGGACUUUACAGAUGACAAUGCAAGGGCUGUGGUCACCAUUGGAAUUCCCUUCCCAAAUAUCAAAGACCUCCAGGUUGAACUGAAGAUGAAGUAUAAUGACCAGCACUGCAAGUCCAGAGGUCUUCUCCCAGGCGGUCGUUGGUAUGAGAUUCAAGCCUACAGAGCUCUGAACCAGGCACUGGGGAGGUGUAUCCGCCACAAGAAUGACUGGGGCGCUCUUAUUCUAGUGGAUGACCGUUACAGGAACAAUCCUAAUAAAUACAUCACAGGUCUCUCGAAAUGGGUUCGCCAGCUUGUCCAGCAUCAUGAUACCUUUGGCAAUGCGAUGCAGUCGCUGGUAGCAUUCUCUCAGGUACAGCAGCAGGUGGCAACACCCCAUGUGGGCAGCCAGUCAGCCUGCUCCAUGGCCUCAUCUCAAAAUGGUCAGCUCCCAGAUACUGGAGAGAAGGAGGGUCUGUCCCAGGCCUCAAUUUCUCAGACACCAGAGUCGUGUGUCAAACGGCCUCAACCCCAGCAGGACACAAGCCCCUCUACAUGCCUUCCCUUUACUCCUACACAGUUAAAUAUGGAACCAAAUGAAAAACCAGCAGAGUCCCUCUCACAUCAGAGAAGAGCACCUCAGUCACUGUUCAACAUUUUCACCUCCAGCCCCAUCAGCUGUUUCAAGAAGGCCAUCUUCAAAGAGAAGUCGGCCAGCAAUCCCAGUCAGCUCUUUCAGGCACCUAAUCAUUCUGAGCACCAGCAGGAACAGCAGAUCACUUCUCCACAGAAGGAGACUGAGGAUCAGAAGAUCACCUCUACACAGAAGGAGUCUGAGGUGUCUUGUCUUCAACAUGAGGAUGUAGAUGCCUCGAGUGAAGCCAAAGUGGAACCAGACAGUCUGGCUCUGGGGUUGUCUACAGCAACAGAACCUCCCAUCUGUGAAAGUGAAGCUCCUUCAGCAGACAAUCCAGAUGAGGAUGACAUGGACGAUGAGACCAUCUUCUUUACUCCAGAACUUUUUGAAGGAGAAGGAGAGGAAGGCACCUCAGGGAUGGAGAUAGAGACGGAGUCACCUGUCGGGGUGGUUUCAGGGGCAGAGAGCCCUGCCCUGCUGACGGAAAGACUUUUCAGCUCGGAUCAGACCCAGGGGCACGGACAAGUCACUGCUCUUGAUGGGCAUGGUGCAAUUUCAGUCAGUGAGGAGAGCACAGAGCUAUCACAGGGACAUAAAGAAGCAAUCAGAGUACAAAAGCAGGGUGAGGACGCAGAGCAGGUGGAUAACCAGAGCAGGUCAAACAAGAGACUCCACCGGCUGUCCAGGUCCAGACCCCCUCCCACCCCACAGGGUAACUAACUACCAGGAUACAAGAGAUGCUAUAAACCAAGCUGAAUGUACACCUCUCAGCCAAAAAUAAGACACACUCCCCAAUAUUUUGUUGGACUGCCUUGAACUUAAUUAUGGCAUGCCAAGAUCUUGCAUUUAUGUUGGAGUUGAAUGGUUUUGUGUUAAGUCCUCUAUAGUAUAGUACAUCCCAGAGAUUCUAAAUGGGGUUAUUGUCUGAACUCUGUGGUGGCCAACCCAUCACAGUGUGUGUGAACUUGAGUCAUGCUCACUGUUUCACAAUUUUAGCUUGGUGAAUCUUGGAAUAUGCCUAGGAAAAUGACAGAAAUACCUGGUCAUUCAGUAAAUAUCAGGUAGUGAGCUGAUUGUUUGGGCACAAAAAUGAACCAACGCCCGAUCAUAACAGUCAGUAUGUUUCCAUGCAGGGUUUAGUCAAGCUAUUGCGCCGUUCUAUUGGACUAAUACAAUUGGACUCUGGUUUGCUAGGUGGUGAUACCAGGUAGUUUUUAGUUGAACUAUUAUUCCACAGAGUCUUCCUACGUCCAUGAACUUUAAAAUUCUCAGUUCUUAGAUCAGGCACAGGAUACAUUUGGUUUCCUCUCCUCAUCAGGUCAAAGCGGUACUGCGCUGGGUGUUGCCAUGAUUUUGUUAUUGUUGUCUUCUUCUGUCCACCAGUUUAUUCUUAUAUUUCUAGUUCAAAGCCAAAGCCUGGGGGUGGGAACCAUGUUGCAUGUGAAGAGCCCCUAGGCCAGUUUGAGUCCAGUUUAAUGUUUACAUACAAUUCUAAUUUGACUCGCAACUACAUUAUGUGGGUGUGUCUGUACUUUUUGAUUUAGCAAAAUUCCCGUUGGACUAACAUGUAUGUUUAAAGUCAAUUUUAGUUGGACAAACAUCAUGAUUCAGUUUUGUCAUGUAACGUCAUGUAAACGUAUUGACUGCUCCCACAGACGUGUAAGUUGAAAUGAAAUAUCAGAGUAUGAGACUCUUUUUUUUUUUUUUUUUUGGCUGAGCAGUGUAUUUUCUGUGUUUAGAAAUAAAGUGCAAAUACUAAGUUCAUUGCACAGUAUGAUGGGAUUUUUUUUUAUUUUAUUAUUUUUUUUUACAAUUCCUUUACUGUUUCUUGAAACACUGCAUCAAGGUUCAUCUGUUUCAUGUAACAGAGACAGUCUACUUGCCUCGGGCAACUUGCUCACACACUACAAGGUUUCAUCCUGCUCUCAUGUCCAAUUGUCCACCUACUUAUGUUGUGUGACACAACAUCAUCUCUUGGCCAUUAAAGCCUUCUCUCAGUUAACACUUAACCAACAUUACUGAUGCUGCAGCACUGAUUGAUUCCGAAUUUCUCCAAAUCAUUAAAAAACAAAACCGCGUUCAUCUGCGAACAGCAUGUAAUGACAUCAUUUAGUUCUGUUUUUAAUGAUGUGUACGUUAUGGACGCGGCACAUUACAUUCAUGCAUUGAACAUGCCUGGUUGAACCUAAAACACAGACCUUUUUUCACAUUUCAUUCCAAUUAUGUGAUUAUGUGCCGUAAACAUUAGCGGGAUUAGUGUGUGGAGCCACAUUUGUUCAACCAUCAAUACAAGCCUUCAUGUAAAGUCUGUCACAAUAAAAUUAAGUGUAAGCCUUC
Solea solea (common sole) is the source of this 5572-nucleotide messenger RNA. It is a transcript of the gene brip1, whose product is annotated as BRCA1 interacting helicase 1. Gene Ontology annotation, molecular function: ATP binding; DNA helicase activity; hydrolase activity, acting on acid anhydrides, in phosphorus-containing anhydrides. Bases 239 to 3955 code for a protein of 1238 amino acids. The record is from RefSeq and is a predicted model, not a curated record. Gene Ontology annotation, cellular component: nucleus. The transcript has 20 exons. Gene Ontology annotation, biological process: nucleotide-excision repair; double-strand break repair involved in meiotic recombination. NCBI's taxonomy places the organism in Eukaryota, Metazoa, Chordata, Actinopteri, Pleuronectiformes, Soleidae.